UUGUGGAGCUGCUGAUUGAUGUGCCACUCUCGGCGCUAGAACGCUUUUAUGGGCGCUGGGGCAGCGACUAGGGUCGGUUCUACUUCUUUUUCUAGGUUUGUUCAGCAGACAUGGCUGGACCUCAGCAACAGGGAUGCUCUGUAAACAGAGCUUUUCUGGAGGAAUUCGUUGCCAAUCAUUCGAGUCCGUUAGAUCCCGACGAACCUCUACCAAUAAGAUUGGUAACGUAUUACCUAACCGAUGAUGAAGUGGAAGGUGAAGUCGUAGACUGGACAUUGGAAUAUCUGCGGAAAAAUAAUGCUCCUAGUAUGCUAGCUUUGGAGAUUGCAAGGGAAACGGUUGACGCUGUGCUCAAAGUUGAUCUGUCAUCGUACAUAGAGGAGAGGCAAGACUUUGAAGAGACAAGCAUGUUAAUUUGUGCAGACAAGGUGGCAAAGGUGGUAUUCAACAAGGUGCAUGAGAUAUGUAAAGAAUGGAAGGAUAAUCCUCCCUCUGACUACUCGCCUACACCUAAGGUGUCAACGCAUGCAAUCAAGAACACGCGCCGCAAAAUGGAAGAUAAACACAUAACCAUUCCAGACCUUAACAGACUAAGGAAGAAGAAUGAUGAAUGUGGAUCUCCCGUGGGUUUUUAUGCUGUUUAUGAUGGCCACGGAGGGAUUGAUGCAUCCCAUUACGCAGCCACUCACCUUCACUGUCAUGUCGUCAGUAACUCGGAAUUUAAAUCAAAUAAGGCUAAUGCUCUUAGAGCUGGUUUCACUGUAACUGAUGACAAGUUUGUAGACAAAGCCAAACGAGAGGGAUUACGUAGUGGAACAACAGGCAUAGCAAUUGUUCAUGAUGGGGACAUGCUGCAUGUCGGCUGGAUUGGUGACUCCCAGGCCCUGGUCAUGAAACAAGGCAGGGCAAUUACAGUUAUGAACCCUCAUAAACCAGAUAGGGAGGAUGAGAAGAAAAGGAUAGAGGAGUUGGGUGGGUGCGUUGUGUGGUUUGGAGCAUGGCGGGUAAAUGGUAGCUUAGCUGUAUCAAGAGCUAUCGGUGAUGCAGACCAUCGGCCAUAUGUGAGUGGCACCCCUGAUGUAACGUCAGUCAAGUUAGAUGGGGAUGAGGACUGCUUUGUCCUUGCAUGCGAUGGUCUUUUUGAUACCGUAUCUCUUCAGGAUGUGUGUGAUGUUGUACAAAAUUGUAUAAACACUGACAGUGAAUAUUCAACAGUUUCCCAUAAGCUAGUGUCUGUUGCCAAGGAGCGCGGAUCCACUGACAACAUCACAUGCAUUGUGGUGUUUCUUAAUCCUCAAAAAAGAGAAAUUUCCUCCAUUGAUGAGGAUGAAAAAACUGUCAUUCUAGAUGAUACUGGAAAUCCUGUCCUCCCAGAUGACUCGGAGGAGGAGAACAACAAACCGAAGGAUGAAUCAGAAGGGGAGAAGUCAAGCGAUAGGGAUGGUUCCCAGCAGCCUGGCAACACUCAAGAGACCAGUACAAGCGAACAAAUUGAGGCUGAAAAUAUUGAGGCUGAGGAAACAGAAACAAAGGACAGUGAUUGCGAUACUAAUUCAAAUAACAAUAACAGUAUGUUAUUAAAAAAUGAUAGUAAAAUUCACUCUGCAAGUAACUCUGGUACAGGGUUAUCCAACCCCAAGAAUGGACACAAAAAUGUGCCUUGUAAGAAUAUGGAGACACUGUCCUUAGCUGGAAAUGGAUUGAAGCUUAGCCCUAGCCCUAAACUCAAUCGCAAAAAGAAAACAUCGGUGUCAUCCCAAACAGCGGCUCCUACUAGGAAGUCCCCAUCUGUAAAUACCAAAACAAAUGUUGUCAAAAACAAGAAGCUUACUCCACAGAAGAAAAAGAGUCAAAAGUCAAAGCCGGGCUUGUUAAGUAAUGGUAGUCGUAGUACUAGUUUACCCUCAGGGAAAAUGACAACACCUACACAGUCCACAAAAAAACCGUCAUCCACAAAUGAUACUAACGUAAAUGUGGUGUCACCUGUGAAGACAGGUGUGUUGGGUAACAAAUCUAAUCAAUUCAAGUCCAGUUUCAAGCCGAAGACUCUAAACUCGUUGCAGGGUCGAGUCCACCGAGAUGAGGUCAUACCAGGGGCUACAAUGUAUAAUCAUGUGUAUCAAAAAGGGUCUGUACCAGCUUACCCUGUUAUACAAUGAUGUUGUUGAAUCUUACCCACAGUGCAUCUCAUUUCUACUAGCGCAUUGUAUAUGCAGGGAUUUAGCAUUGUUAUCGAGUCUAGGUGAUUAAACCCAGACAAGUUAAUGCGUCUUUUUCAUGAAAUAAUAUUGCAUCAAUUGCACAUUAACUAAAUUAAAUGGUCAGCGAAUGGCUAUGUACAGCCAAUGACAGGAUGAAACACUCUGGAUAUUUCAUUUUAACUUGCAUUAUAUGUAUCAUAUGAUUAUACAGUAUGUAUCAUAUGAUAAAUGCUGGCUCAGAUAAAGUACAAGAUGCAAAAUUGUAAGAGAGUGACCUUUAGGCUUUGGUAAAAUAUGGAAAAACCUCCAUAAUUCAAUUGAAUUUUUUAAUUGUUUUAUUAAUAAGAGUCAAAUAUUCCAAUGAAACAUAUGUUAGAUCAAGAUAAUUAAGUUUUCAUUGAUUUAUAGAUGUUUCACUACAAAAAUCCUUAAGUUGAUUACCAUCCAGUUUGAGAAUAUGCAAAAGAAUAUUGAAAAGGUAUUAUUUAUAGGCCUGUUUAAAUUGUGAGGGCAUUUUUUUUCGAUGGCUAAUUUUCAAUAUAUUUUGUUAAGUUUUUUAACUUGUUACAGACUAUGUAUCUUUAAGCUAGUCAUACCGCUAAUGAAAGUACAUGUAUUGUACUACAUUUGUGAAUGUAAUAUAACAUCAUUGGCUUCGCCAGUGAGCCUACAAUUAUUUAGGAUGGCCACUUUUACCGUGAUGGCUUGGACGGCUUGGCCUGCUUGGCCUAAAAUCAGCUUGGCCUAGCCAAUUUCAUUUUUCUGGCUAAACCCCUGUAUAACAUUCAGUCAAAACUCUCCUGUAAAAAAUUGGAAGUGAUACCAUUCCACUAAUUUCACCCCGUUUCAACAAGGAAUCAUUGAGGUUACUCAUGAGAGGCAGAGGUCAAAGAUGUAUAGGUGCUCUAGUUGGACACUGGAGAGGAGCUCUUAAUUGUGGGAGGUCAGGGGGCAAAAGGCCCGUGGAGCUAAAGCAUUCUAGAAUAUCACUGGUGAAUUACAUCACCAUUUUGAUGAAUUUUUGUAUGCAAGUGGAGGGGGUGGUUUGGUAUAUCAAAGAGGUUUAGCUCAAAAAAUGGUGGUCAGGCCAAACAAUAGAAAUCCCGUAGUUAUGGGCCCUGAGUUUCAGAUUAUUGAAUUAUUAUUAUUCAAUUUGUCUUAUCAAAGGAGUCUUGCUCAUAUAAUUGUGCUACUUACCCACCUGCCUGCUUUUACAUGUAUUUUUGCUCAAUCGUGAAUUAGGACAAUAAAAAUAUUGUUCAGGUGCCCAAGCAUUUGAGAUGGUAAAAUACUAACCAUUGGGCUAAAAUCCAUGGUGUAUGUCUCAAAUUCAUUAAUUCAGGUUUCAAAAAGUUCUUUUCAACCUUUAUUUUGGGCUAUAGGCCUACUGGUAAAGAAUUAUUUAAAUUUGGUUUUAAACCACAAAUUCUAAAAAUAGAUUUUAAAACUUUGACAAUAUUUGAAGAUGUACAAUAUAAUUAAGUUUUUUAAACAAUGUGAUUAACACCAAAUACAUAUACUGUAAAGACAAGUUUGUUGCAUCAGUGGUGGUUGCCAGCAGGGUGAAAGGGAUGGGCUUUAAGCCCCACUUGGACAGGACAGAGUCUGCCGUCAGAAAUGAUUUGUCAAAUCGCAUAAACAAAUCUUUUUAAAACCAAAUGUGGCCAUAAUAUGUGGUACAGCAUCUCAUAACAGCUGAAAAUUGCCCAGUUUUUUUAGGUGUUGGUCACCUGGAACUCCACCAGUGUCGGUUAGAAAUUGUUGGACGGCCAUAGAUUCCCCUCCUCGGCAAGUGUGUUGCAUUACUGCUACAGUGAUUAAGAAUGAUUACCUCUGAUUUCAGAUUUUAUUGCCUUGUAAUUAUGACCGAUUAAAUUGUGAUUGUAAAAAAAAUGUUGGUGCAACAAAUACCUAGAUGUGGUAGGCCUGCUGUGUAUGUAGGUGGAGAGGAGGAAGUCUAAAUCUUGGAACAGUUUUAACUAUAAUUAGUAGCCUUAUAUUAUUUUACAUUUUGACUGUGAAAUUUAGUACAGUAUGUAUACAGUACUCAAAAUAUAUUUAAGUUAAUAUGUCAAUUUAUAGUUGCAGUAGUGUCAUUCUGUUUUUUAACUGAUAUAUUCAUGAUGUUUUUUUUUUGGUUUUUUUUUCGUAAUUCUGUCACAACUUAACAUUUUUGAGAACUAUAGAUGCAAGUUUGAGUGAGGUUGUUUUGCUUAGUGGUUAAAAUGCUUGCGUUCUAAUCCCAGAGUCCUGGGUUGAAUUCCAGCAGGAAUUUUUCCCAUGACUUAAAAUACAAAUCCAAUCCCAAACCCCCAUGAAGAGACUUGGUUGAUAAAGCAUCAUCCAUCCUAUGAUUGGGGAGUCACGCUGUUUGGAAACAAAUGAAAAAAAUUAUUAAAAAAAGGUUUUCUGCAUGGCACGCGUUAAAUCUCCGAACCUUUGCUGUGCCGGUGUAAAGGAAUCCCUUCAAUUAGCAGUUUGUACUCCAGUGUAUAAUAUUCCGAAAUGUAUUUGCAAAACUAUAAACCUUUUAUUAUAUUUUUCUAUCCAGAGAAGUUGUCUCGUGCUUCAAGUUAAAUGGAGGUGAAAAAGGCACAUAUUUUAACUUUUGAUCUUUAUACUGGUGUACUAUGAAUAUUUUUAACAAUUUCCUAUCUGAAAUGCUAACAGCCAUUGAUUAUAAAGCAGAUAUUUUUUGGUGAAUUAAAAAUGCUGGUUAAAAUGUUCUCAAUGUUAAUACAGGUAUAUGAUAUGUAUGAUGUACUCUUUGCUUAUAGUAAAUUAAGUUUUUAGCUUCGAUGAGCUCUAGAAACACUCUGCUGAUUGGUUAAUAGAUCUUUUUUGUAUGGGCGGCCCUUAGAGCCAGUAUACUCUACUGCCACUAUUAUACUGCCCUCAUCAAAGCUUUCAAGAUUACGAGAACUUGUUUAAAAACAAGCAUUUGCAAAAGUAUUGAUUGUAUUGAAUUAUAUAAUAACCUAAUAGAAAACCUUUAAUUUAUAUGUUUAAUGAAGUUUUGAGAACUGAGAAUAAAUGCGAGCUGUCUUGACAAAAUGAGUGUUGUGGUACAAGAAAUAAGAAAUUAUUGAUAUAUUAGUUAGAUGACUAUAUAACCUUUAUUUUGGUUUCUGAAUUGGGUUCUUAGGUUGAGUACAGCUAGAGUAAGAUCAUUUUUAAAUUCAGAUGUCUGAAAACAUACUUUAAAGGAAAUUGUCUUUAAAGAUAACUGAUAAAUUUUUUUGUUUUCCUAUAUUGUGAAAAACAGCUUUAUAAUAUGUGCCUCAAAAACGCUUUGCUACCAUGAAAUGUACAUAUUAAUCUUAUCAGAAACAUUGAAUCACUAUUUAUGUCAAAAUAUCACUUCAGAUUUAUUUUCUUGACCUGGUGUACUACAAGGCUUAUUUUGUCACGACACCUCACAAAUGUCAAAUGGCAAUCACUUUAAAUAACCUGGUAGUCUCUAACAUAAUGCAAUGAUCAUAGCUCGAUUUUAAAAUCAGUAUUGUUUAAUUUAUAACAUUGUUAGAUAAAAUUUAAGAUUUUAAAUGCAAUUAAUUUGAUUGGUUCUCAUCCUCUCUUUAUAAAAUAUCAUGUUAUAUGUUAAUAAUAAAUGUAGUGUUUUUUUUUGUAUUCCUUCAUUUCAAAAUGUUACAGUGAUGUGUAUUGGUCUGCGAGAAACUCUUUGUAUCGGUGGACAUUAUGCAAAUUUGUAAAUAUCCCAGAUCACUGUGUUGUAUUUGUCAUCUAAAUUUCAGUGUAUUUUUUAACAUUGAAUCCAUGAACUUUAGUUAUGACAAAUUUAUCUGAUUGAAACCAAAACAUGUUAAAAUUUUAUUUUGUACAAGGCUUUUCUCAGAUAAAGAUAUUUUUAAUAAUAAUCUUGUGCCUUUUUAAAAGGAAACUAUUGGAAAGAGAAUGACCAACUAAAGGUAAUUAACGAUGUCAAAACAUUUGUGACAGGAUACGUGUAGUAAUAUUAUUUGGGAAUUUUUCAGUUAUUAGAUGACAAUUGGUUGUAUGUAUGUUGUAACUGAUAUACUUUUAAGUGUAGCUUUGAAAAUAAUGCCACAGCAGUACUGUGUAGACUGGUGUUCUGCCCAGUGGUGGUCUGUCAGCUAUAUUAUUGGCAUCUCAACCAAGUAUUUUUGUCCUAUUAAGGAAAGGAAGAUUUUAGGAUGUAAAUUAAAUGAUGGGCGAGUUCAUUAUCUAUUGUAUUGUAAUCAGGAAUAAAAAUUGCAUAAAAAUCAA
Molecule: messenger RNA, 6449 nt
Organism: Anneissia japonica
Lineage: Eukaryota; Metazoa; Echinodermata; Crinoidea; Comatulida; Comatulidae
Product: protein phosphatase 1E-like
Exons: 7
Coding region: 111-2159 (682 amino acids)
Biological process (GO): protein dephosphorylation
Molecular function (GO): protein serine/threonine phosphatase activity; cation binding
Source: RefSeq, a predicted model, not a curated record